GGCCAUGUCAAUCUCACACAAUCCACCACUCUCGAAAGCCUCGAUGAUUCUAUGGGCCCAUUGGGUCCUCUGGGCAUAGAACCAUCAGAAGAGCCAAGUGCCCCAACACCUCCGGUGAAAGAGCCAGCUUCAAGGACAAGACAGCCCAUCAAUUCCACGCCGUCCACUGCUGCCUCAGCUGUUUCAAGUUGGAGCGCGGAUGUAAUCGACGACUCCUCGCUCAAUGGUGGCCCACGAAUACCGCCUCCGGUCCAGCCGACUUCUUUCGAUGGACGCGCAAGACCGACACAGCCUUCGCAGCCCGUCGAACAGGCAGCCAAGCCGACAUUCUCUAUCACAGUGGGGGACCCACACACGGUCGGCAAUGCUGCGAGUAGCCACACUGUGUACAGCGUCAUCACCAGGACGACCUCCAAAGCAUUCAUGAACCCCACGAUGACAGUGACGAGGAGAUAUCGGGACUUUUUGUGGUUGUACGAGCGCUUGCACGACACAAAUCCAGGCGUGGUUGUGCCUCCACCACCAGAGAAGCAAGCUGUCGGCAGAUUUGAUACGAACUUCAUCGAAUCAAGACGAAUGGCACUCGAGCGUAUGGUCAACAAGAUUGCUGCACACCCAGUCCUUCAGAUGGAUGGCGAUCUCAAGACUUUCUUGGAAAGCGAAUCAUUUAAUGUGGCCAUCAAGCACUCAGGGAAGGAUCCUCUGCUGGGCGGCAGCGAGUCGAAAGGCAUCAUGUCAAGUAUAGGUCUUGGUGGUAGCUCUGGAGGCAAGUUUGUGGAGCAUGAUGACUGGUUUCACGAUCGCCGAAUAUACUUGGAUGCUCUGGAGACCCAGUUGAAGGCUUUGCAAAAGAGUACUGAUACUGUCGUGGCUCAGCGGAAAGGACUGGCAGAGUCAUGUGCAGAGUUCAGCGCUUCUCUUCAUAAUCUUGCAGCCGUGGAACUUUCACCAAGCCUUUCUGGACCUCUCGAUGCCCUAGGAGAUCUGCAAUUACGUGUCCAGGAGCUUUACCAGCGACAAGCGAUGCAGGAUAUCCUAACGCUAGGCAUUGUGAUUGACGAAUACAUCCGCCUGAUCGGAUCCGUGAAGAAGGCUUUCGAACAGCGACAAAAGGCAUACCACUCAUGGCACUCAGCGGAAUCUAAGCUUCAGGAAAUUAAGAAGCAGCAGGAGAAGCUCCUUCGCGCAGGUCGCACACAACAAGAUAGAAUUGGACAAAUGCAAGCGGAUCUUGCUGAUGCUGAAAGGAGAGUGCACGCUAGCCGUCUGCUGUUCGAGGACAUGGGAAGGUUGAUGCGGACCGAGCUUGACCGAUUCGAACGUGAGAAGGUUGAAGACUUCAAGAGCGGCGUGGAGACUUUCUUGGAGAGUGCUGUCGAAGCGCAAAAAGAGCUCAUUGAACUCUGGGAGACUUAUCUGCUCCAGCUUGAUAGUGAUGAAGAUGGCCCUCCUCUGAUGCCUGCUGGCGUUGUAGCGGACCCAGACCCCAGAUCUUCGGAAGCAGCAUUACGGCACGAGGCAAACAACUCUCGCUUGGACACUGACACCGAUGAGCAGACCAUUUCUGGCACCACAGCUUGCGACAGUGACGAGUUCCCAAGACCAAGUCAAGACACUGCUAAUGAGGAGGUACAGACGGCGGCAUAGCAUACUCAUGAGGUUGAGGCUUGAUCAGAGGCCUGAUAAUGUAAGCGUUUCAAGAUACCACAAAUAGCGAAUAUCCCUCUCGCCAGAGUCAUUCGACCUCUGUCCC
Pseudocercospora fijiensis CIRAD86 is the source of this 1753-nucleotide messenger RNA. RefSeq lists its product as uncharacterized. The record is from RefSeq and is a predicted model, not a curated record. Gene Ontology annotation, biological process: protein retention in Golgi apparatus; retrograde transport, endosome to Golgi. Bases 52 to 1647 code for a protein of 531 amino acids. The transcript has 2 exons. NCBI's taxonomy places the organism in Eukaryota, Fungi, Ascomycota, Dothideomycetes, Mycosphaerellales, Mycosphaerellaceae. Gene Ontology annotation, molecular function: phosphatidylinositol binding. Gene Ontology annotation, cellular component: endosome.